Durio zibethinus is the source of this 1480-nucleotide messenger RNA. Its product is annotated as glutathione S-transferase TCHQD. Lineage: Eukaryota; Viridiplantae; Streptophyta; Magnoliopsida; Malvales; Malvaceae. The record is from RefSeq and is a predicted model, not a curated record. Gene Ontology annotation, molecular function: glutathione transferase activity.
AUUGCUUCCAAUCGGAACCAUGUUUGCUUACAUCCGCAGUUCUGAGUUAUUCUCUCUCUUCCUCUUCAUAUAUAAACAAAAGAAACCUUUUUUAAGUAUUAACAGACUUUCUACCAAUUUUUCAGCUUUUGGUCUUUUUCUACUUCUAUAAAUAUAAUAAACCCAAAUCAAUCACAAAAAGCCUGUAGGACUCUUGUUGAACCUUCCUUUCUCAUCUUGACGUCAACCAUUCUUUGUUGAUUGCGCUGUGAAAGAUAUUCAAAGUUGGUGAAAAUAGUCUUUAUGUUUCAAGCCAUUGUUAAUUAAAUCAUGCAGUUAUAUCAUCAUCCAUACUCAUUGGACAGCCAAAAGGUCAGACUCGCUUUGGAAGAGAAAGGCAUUGAUUACACCUCAUUUCAUGUCAAUCCUAUUGUUGGCAAGAACAUGGACUCCUCGUUCUUCAGGAUGAAUUCUAGUGCCAAACUCCCUGUUUUCAAGAAUGGUUCUCAUAUAAUUUUCGACACAGUUGAAAUAACCCUGUACAUUGAAAGAAUUGCAGUUGUCUCUGUUGGUAACAAUGGCAAUGCCUUAAGCAGCGAAGAAGUAAAAGAGUGGAUGCUCAAGAUACAAGAAUGGAACCCCAAGUAUUUCACUCUGUCAAACAUUCCAGACAAGUAUCGCCUCUUUGUUUCUAAAUUCAUAAGGAAGGUGGUGAUUGCUCGGAUGGCUGAAUCUCCAGACCUAGCUAGUGCUUACCACUGUAAACUCAGGGAAGCAUAUGAGACCGAGGAGAAGCUGAAAAACCCUGAUGUUCCGAAAAGGAGCAAAGAACAUCUGGUUCAACUACUUGAUGAAGUUGAAACAAAGCUGAAUGAAACAACAUAUUUAGUAGGGCACGAGUUCACCAUGGCAGAUGUGAUGCUCAUUCCAGUGCUAGCUCGCUUAGUACUCCUGGAUUUGGAAGAUGAGUAUAUAAAUAGUAGACCAAACAUUGCAGAGUACUGGAGUUUGGUGCAAAAAAGGCCUAGCUAUAAGAAGGUAAUAGGAAGGUAUUUUAGUGGCUGGAGGAAGCGCAAAACUCUAAUAAAAACUUGGUGCUUUCUUCAUAUCAGAAAUUUGCUGAAGAGAUAUUGAUUAAGGACUGUGGGUUAGAGGUGACAGGAUAAGGUAAGUGUAAAUUGAGAUGCGUAAAAUGAGUUGGAAAGAAAAAUUUGCAAUUGUAUUUAUUUUUCUUCUUGUUAUCCUUUAAAUUACAGGAUUUUUGUUCUCUUUCGGCUUUUGUUAAAUGUAAACCGGUGAAAGAAAAGAAAGGUCGGUAUAAAUGUUGAAUUGAUGUUAAGUCUCUCUAGUCAUGUGUUUUUGUUACUCGUGUAGAAUGUUUUUUUUAGCAUAUACCUGGAAAAAAAUAUAGAAAGAAAGAAGAAACACAAACCAAAGGACAACCAAGAUUUAUGUGGGUGUGCCUGCAUUUCCCUUUGACCUAGGAAAAUAUCAUCCUAUU